Molecule: messenger RNA, 558 nt
Organism: Clonostachys solani
Lineage: Eukaryota; Fungi; Ascomycota; Sordariomycetes; Hypocreales; Bionectriaceae
Source: the annotation of a GenBank genome assembly
AUGCCAGUGCGGAAAUCACUCCGAACGAAGCAGCGCAAGGAGCCUGCGGCGGCGGCCAGCACCAACUCGUCUUCGGCUGGGGUCACCAAAACACGCAAAAACACGCCUGGCCGCGGCAGGCCGGGCAGGAAGCCCAAUGCGGCCAAGAACGCGACCAAGCCCGCCACGGGGCCCGUCAGCAUCGGCAAGAGCCUGAAGAAGUGGCUUUUCGAGGACAUUGUCAACCACAAGUGGGAGGACGACAAGAUCCUGCUCGAGGUCCGCUGGCAGGGCACCGACGAAACCAGCUGGGAGCCUGAGGUCAACAUCCACCGCGACGCCAAGAGGGCUCUCGUCCAGUACUGGAAGGCCCAGGGAGGACGACCUGUCAACCCCCAGGAUGAGGGCCUCUUCACCAUCUAUGCCCUCAAGGGCGUCAAGACCGACCCCAAAGGAGAGCGCUUCAUCCAGGUCGAGUGGGUUGGCUUCUCAAGACCCACCUGGGAGCCUGAGUCGGCCAUCAAGGCUGCCGCGCCCGAUGCUUUGGAGGCGUUUCUCGAGAAGAAAGGGGAGAAGUAG